Gavialis gangeticus (Gharial) is the source of this 1875-nucleotide messenger RNA. It is a transcript of the gene TRADD, whose product is annotated as TNFRSF1A associated via death domain. Bases 466 to 1380 code for a protein of 304 amino acids. Gene Ontology annotation, molecular function: transmembrane receptor protein tyrosine kinase adaptor activity. Lineage: Eukaryota; Metazoa; Chordata; Crocodylia; Gavialidae. The record is from RefSeq and is a predicted model, not a curated record. Gene Ontology annotation, biological process: extrinsic apoptotic signaling pathway; positive regulation of canonical NF-kappaB signal transduction. The transcript is spliced from 5 exons. Gene Ontology annotation, cellular component: tumor necrosis factor receptor superfamily complex.
AGUGAGACUUUUAUGUACUCAGGACUGGCAGGGGCCUCGACCAAUAACAUUGAUUCCUUGGCCUGAGGGUGGUUCAGCUCUAGCACACAGGAAAACACACUUUCCCAGAAACAGAACUUGCUUUAUCUGAGCCUCUGUGACCUACAGGCAUGCUAGAUUUUACCCCUUUCCUCUCUGCAGUAGCACUUUGCAGGCCUUGCAACUAACUAGCUAACUGGCACUAGGACUACAGCCAGGAAGUUGUGGAGGGCACUGAUUUGUAGCCUUCAGCCCCUCCUGUACCUCCUGAGAUACCUGUCAUUAGAGCCACAUGACCAGGAGCCCCCAGUGAACCUCUCUCUCCUGUUCUGCGCAGAGACGGAAGUGCAGGCUUCUCGCAAUCGUGAGGAGGGGUGUUUGGAAAAGAGCUGCCUUCAAAGUGGACCAGGCUCACAGCUCACCUACAUGGUGUUUUAGGUUCAGAGGAUGGCCAGCAGCUCUGAAGUCUGGAUUGGCAGUGCUUAUUUAUUCCUUCAGUCUAAGAAGAUUGUUCUGCCCUCUCUUUAUGGAAGCUCCCAACAGAAACCCAAGGUGUUCCACGCCCUCAAGUUGGCAUUAGCAGAUUCCACAGGCAGCAUGAAUGGGGUUGAUGUGCUCAAAGUGCACUGCAGUGACCCACACUUGAUUGUCCAGCUCAAAUUCUGCAAGGAAGAGAACUGCCGUAAAUUCCUUCAGAGUUACCGAGAGGGAGCGCUCCAGAAGUCUCUCCAGAAUCACCUCCAACUCACCCUGUCAAUGCCCACCAUAUCUGUUGAAACAGAUCUGAAGACUGGAAGUGAGCAUCUCGACAGAAUGCUGAAUGAAGUGGAGCACUGCUUAGCCUGUAUCUACAAAGAAAAGCCUGACCGCCUGAGGGAUGAGGAAAUUGCAGAGCUGGAGAAAUCUCUCAGGAGCCUGACUUGUCGACAGGAGAACAAUGUGGUUGUUGCAAAGAAAAGCAACUCUUUGAACUCCUCAUCUUUGCCUUAUUCUUCUGGGGCAAGCUCUCUACCCCAAGGAACCACUUUUAUCUUUCAAGGACAGCACUUUGCCAACAGAACGCUCACACGGGAUGACCAUCAAAAAUUUGCCAAGCUCGUUUCAAAGAAGUGGAAGCAAGUGGGUCGGUCUCUGCAGAAGAACUGCCGGGCUCUUCGGGAUCCUGUGAUUGACAACUUGGCCCUUGAAUAUGACCGCGAGGGACUGUAUGAACAAGCAUAUCAGCUGCUUCUCAAGUUUAUCCAGUCUGAGGGGAAAAGAGCCACAUUACAGAGACUGAUAGCAGCCCUGGAGGAAAACAGUCUCAUACACUUAGCAGAGGAACUGCUGGGCCUCCACCACAGUGACAACGACACAUCAUAGAACAAAAAGGAAGGCGCUUCCCCUGGGCGGUGGUCAUAUGUUCUAAUCUGGAACUUGUCCUAUUUCCGAUAGUUUACAAGACUGUUGCCGGAGGCCCAGGAAUGUAGAGCCCUAUUAACCAGCCUGGUAUCCACUUCAGCCCAGAGUAUAAGCUUGUGCAUUCACAAAAGCCAGGCUGGUGUACUCAGUUAAGACAGUGUUGAUACUGAUCCUCUCUCUCUGCUGGCACAAGUCAGGGCUGUUAUCUUCCAGUAGAAUGGUGCAAAUGGUUUCAAAACAGACUUCCACAUGCUACCCUCUAGUAUGCCAAAGAGGAACUUUGUUCCACUACUGAGCAUUUUAAAGAGCCAUCAGGGUCUUUGAAAAUUGUUUGGGAAACAUUCUAUACCAGGUGGUGCUUGACUUCCAGCCUGUGGGCCAGCUCUGGCCCCCAGCACUGUGUCAGCUAGCGCAUGGGGCUCCCCAUGGAUCCAAAAGUUUUGCAGUGGGGGAGCA